AUUAGUUAAUUAAACUAUUAUCAUUGUUCUUCACCACUGUACACGUGUCAUUUUGACUGACUGCAAAGGCGUGAUGAGAGUUGUCGUAAGAAAGGCUGGAGAGACAAAAAACGGCGUCGUAAGUUGCUAUAAUACUAAGCUUACAAAAUGUUAUGCAUAUAGAUAUAGUGAACGUCUAUAGAGAUUGCGUUUGGCCUGUUCAGGUAAUACAGGUUCCGAGUUCGAUCGAGCAGCUUUUAGAAGUCGCCAACAUUCGUCUAGACAUACAUUCCACACGCAUAACCAACGAGCUCGGAGGACGGAUCGAAGAUCUUGAAGUUAUUCGUGAUGGCGAUGUACUCUACUUUGACGCUGAAAAGCUGCCCAUCGGAAUAGAAUCUCAACUAGCAUCAUCUAGCGCUAAACGAGAUGAGGCUUCUUUUUCCGGAAAUAGUUGCCUAGACACUACUGCCGAACGACUGUCUACAGCAAGAUCAAGCUUAGAAAGGGUUACUUCUGACGUGGCCGCAGAACUCUCUAGAGUAAUCCAACCCUACAAAAUGAAAACUUCUUCAGUGUCUGCAUUUUUUGACCCCAAGCAACCUGUUCGAAGCCGAAGUGGCGGAUACAGCAGACGCACAUCAACCUCAGCAUACCGCGGAAAAGACAAAAAGUCCGACAAGAAGCCAGCAAGCUACGUGAAGAGAGUGGUUGUUGUGCGGGCAUUCGAAUCCGGAGAGGAAACGUUUACGAAGUCAAGCGAGUCCAUCCUCAUUGACGGACAGUUUACUUUUUCUAGCCCUGACAGCGAGGACAAUAUCAAAAAUAGAGUUAUCGAUAUUAUGAAAAGUGCAGACAGCAACUUUGCAGAGCUAGAAACUUCCGAUCUGAGGUUUGAUGUCGCUAUACUGCAUGAUACAUGCACUCUGGAUACAUAUUUGCUAGCUAACUACAAUUGUGGUUGUUCUUUUAAUUAAGGUUUAUUCGCUGUGAAGGCAAGCGAAUUAGUGUCCCAGCAGUUGCUUCCAAUCAUCAAUGGGACGGGAAGAAUGUUAAAAGACUCGCAUAUCAGGGAGCAGUUCAUUUGCAACUGUGUCGUAAAAGACCUU
This is a messenger RNA of Corticium candelabrum, 1088 nucleotides long. RefSeq lists its product as uncharacterized. The transcript is spliced from 3 exons. Lineage: Eukaryota; Metazoa; Porifera; Homoscleromorpha; Homosclerophorida; Plakinidae. Bases 153 to 956 code for a protein of 267 amino acids. The record is from RefSeq and is a predicted model, not a curated record.